This is a messenger RNA of Blumeria graminis f. sp. triticale, 1560 nucleotides long. The record is from the annotation of a GenBank genome assembly. NCBI's taxonomy places the organism in Eukaryota, Fungi, Ascomycota, Leotiomycetes, Helotiales, Erysiphaceae.
AUGGCUAGACUUACAUCGAGGAAGACCCAACCUACUUGGUCAACCAAAUUCUUACCCUCUACCUCCUCAAUUGUAUUAGGUCCAUCCAAUACGCAAGCGUUUCUUGCAGACUUAGAGACCCCAGCAACUCCUGACAGUAGAAGACCACAAACCCAACAGAUAGACUCGACAGUCAAUGGCAUCGUUAUAGGGCUUUUGAGCUCAUUCGGGAGCGCGCUUUUUAUAGCAUUUGUGGCCCUAGUCGUUUAUUUUUUCAAGUAUACAAGUAGUGGCAGAAUCUUUCUAGGUCGAAUCGGUCGACCUGGUGAAUACGACGAUGAACAAGCCUGUGCAAGGGAGGAAGCUGAAGCCCUAGAGCAAAUGGAUGAUUUGCAAAGGACAGAGUAUGUCAGAGCUAAAGCCUUCAUACAAGCAAAUCCACCCGACUCAUUACCUACAGACAUUUCGCUAUCACAAUACCUAGCUAUCCAGGAAAAGGGAGUUUCAGCUUGGGAAUUUGAGCCAGAAUUAGAGAUAGCAAACUGCUUCGUUGAAGGCCGAACUGAAAUCGAGUUUUUUGACUCAGAAUGCUCGACGAUGACCAACUUACCCAUACCGAAGCAAAAUGAAGUCUACUACUGGGAGUCAAAAAUAUACGAUAAACCAGAAUCAACUUUAAUAAGCAUAGGAGUAGCUACAAAGCCAUAUCCCUUAUUCCGGCUACCUGGCUGGCACAAAUAUUCCGUCGCCUACACAUCUACGGGACAUCGUAGGCACAACCAGCCAUUCCAAGGUCCAAUCUACGGCCCUCAAUUCGUACAAGGAGACGUUGUAGGAGUAGGAUACCGACCUCGAACUGGCACUAUAUUCUUUACGAGAAAUGGAAAAAGACUUGAAGAUGUUGCUCAUGGAUUAAAGUCUCAAAAUCUAUUUCCUGCAGUUGGUGCCAAUGGACCAUGCUCAGUACACGUUAAUUUCGGCCAAUCUGGAUUUGUGUUUAUCGAGGCUAAUGUAAAGAAGUGGGGUCUGGCGCCAAUGACAGGUAGUCUAGCACCACCACCGCCUUAUGGUAGUGAGCAUGGAAGUAUCUUACUUGAAGCUGGAAGAGACAGUGCUCAAGGAAGUCACGGCCAGUACUCUGAGCUUCGAAAUUUUAGGACUCGAAACGGCAACCUGCAACAAGAACUGCCGACCAGUCCGGGUCCCGUCCAUUCGCCAACGUACAUUUCACUUGCCCAUUUGACUUAUAUUAACUUCAGUGAUGAAUCAAGAGCCUCGACCAAUAUACUUGCUGGCCCGGAUACUGCAAAUUCCCAAGUUACAACUAACUUGGCGAGUAAUCAAGCUCAACAGCUACCACCAGAUUAUUCAAGCCCUUAUACACUUGAGUCAAAUAAUAAUAUCCAAAGAAAUGAUGAUGAAAUACCAAGUGCUACCAGGCACAAGAUUUCACUCCCACCGAUUCCUAGCUACAGUGACGCAGUGGCUGAUGAAAGAACUCCAAGUAUCCUCCAAGAUAAUGAGUGGAUAGACAGCAAUGACACUCGUGAAGAAUCAAACCUAGGAACGAGGGGAAUAUAG